GAGAAAAUGGGAAGGCAAACAUUUUAUUUGUUAUUGUUUCCAUUCACCGAAACUUCUGAGAACUCCAGAAAUGUGAAAACGGUCCAUAAUUCCAAAGAUUUUCAAAUGGAAGGCUGCAUCCUAUUGAGGCUGUGUCCUUCUUAGUCCAGUCCUUCUGAGGCUUAUAGGCUAGAGUCCUCCUCAGCAUUAAAUGCUAGAAUGAGAUGGUAUAAGUGCACAUGGCUACACCAUAAAUGUUUCGGCCCCCUUUGUCACAACGCAAAAAAUAGCCUAGUAUUAAAACUUUAGCCUAUAUUAAAAACCUUUAUAUAACUGCCUUUCUAUUUAAUGCGGUGCAUGUAUAUCACUGGAGAGAAAGUCAAAGUGCUCUGCAAGCAAGCACAGAUAUUUCUCCAACUACAUAAUGUCGUUUGCAAAGUCAUCAUUCAGAAUAUUGUAAAUCACAGAAGCAGAAUGACUCCUGCAAAAAAGUUAAGAAAUCAUACAAAAAUCAACCCGCAUCUACUUUUCUUCUCAUGUCUGCAAUGUGAAGCUUGACACUUUCCUUUGUGAUGUGGUUUAUUGUGUAAAGUAUAUGUGACGAUGAAAUUUCACUUUUGAAUCUCAACUUCCCAGUUUCUUAAAGUGAGGAACAAAAGAUCUUAGACAAGACUAUAAAUUCUCCCUAUUCAGGACCCAUUAGACAAUUCUUGUAUAUGGACCGCAGUUUGCUAUGUGAGAUGGGUGGAGUGCUGGAGAUGAAUGAAAAGAGGUGAGAAAUUAGGCCAAAGCUGACAACAGAGAUGCUGCUGCAAGAUGGUCUGGGAGGAGCCCACCUGCUUAAAAAGAGAAGAUAUAUUCUCACUAGCACAAUCAUCAGAUUCCCUACUGAAAAGUCAGAAGAAUGAGCAGCAAGGUAUUUGCAACCUGGGUGGUUCUUGCUACAAUUUUCACACUCUCCACUCAGAGUUGUAUAACCCAGUGGUUUGACAAUGAUGACCCAAAUGAUGAUGGAGAUUAUGAGCUGUUGUCUGACCUUCUCAAUAUGUAUCCCGGAGAAAUAUGCCCGAUUCCAAUCGACAUAGAGGCUCAGACUGUCUCCGGCCAACCAUCAUCUAACGUCUUUCAAGUAUACAAUCCAAAAAUUGGGCUUUCCUGUGUAAACGCAGACCAAGAAGGACAGAUUUGUCCCGAUUAUAAGGUGCGCUUCACCUGCCCAGAGACAUGGUGUUCAAAAUGCAGGACACCUUGGUUUGACCGAGAUGAUCCUGGUGGAGUGGGAGACUAUGAGACACUGCCGUCAACCCUGAUAACAUACCCACUACAGGUCUGCGCUCAGCCCAUUGCCAUUGAGGUCACAACCAUUACUGAGACCCCUGUACUGCCUGGAAGCCAAUUUCCAGUAUAUGAUCCAACACAGGGCUUUGCUUGUAAGAAUGCACAACAAAAUGGAUGGUGUCAGGACUACAAGGUCCGUUUCACAUGUCCAGUGAGUUUUUGUGCUCCAAAGUGUGUAACCAGGUGGUUUGAUUCUGACAAUCCUAAUACAAAUGGAGGUGAUUCUGAACUCUUGACUACACUUCUUGGUUUGUAUCCUGGGUACAUUUGUCCGAAUCCACUCGGAAUAGAGGCUCAGACCACCUCGGGCCUGCCAGCAUCUCAAACAGGAAACGUCUUUCAUGUAUAUAAUCCGACAAUUGGAUUUUCUUGUAUAAACUCAAACCAAAAAGGAGGGUUUUGUGCCGAUUAUAAAGUGCGCUUCACCUGCCCAGAGGACUGGUGUUCAACAUGCAGAACACCCUGGUUUGACCAAGAUGAUCCCAUAGGACCAGGAGACGAUGAGAUGCUGCCGUUAAUCCUGAUAGCAUACCCACUACAGGUCUGCACUCAGCCCAUCGCCAUUGAGGUCACAACCAUUACUGGGACCCCUGUACUGCCGAGUGGAAGCGGUAUUACAGUAUAUGACCCGUUACAAGGCUUUGUGUGUGUGAGUGGGGCCUGUCCAGACUACAGGGUUCGCUUCACAUGUCCAGCAAGUUUUUGUGGUACAAAGUGUGUAACCAGGUGGUUUGAUUCUGACAAUCCUGAUACAAAUGGAGGCGAUUCUGAACUCUUGACUACACUUCUCGGUUUGUAUGCUGGGUACAUUUGUCCGAAUCCACUCGGAAUAGAGGCUCAGACCACCUCUGGCAUGUCAGCGUCUCUAACAGAAAAUGUCUUUGAAGUAUAUAAUCCGACAAUUGGAUUUUCUUGUGUAAACGCAAACCAAGGAGGGGCGUUUUGUGCCGAUUACAAAGUGCGCUUCACCUGCCCAGAGGACUGGUGUUCAAAAUGCAGGACACCCUGGUUUGAUCAAGAUGAUCCCACAGGACCAGGAGACGAUGAGAAACUGCCGUUAAUCCUGAUAGCAUACCCACUACAGGUCUGCGCUCAGCCCAUCGCCAUUGAGGUCACAACCAUUACUGGGACCCCUGUACUGCCGAGUGGAAGCGGUAUUACAGUAUAUGACCCGUUACAAGGCUUUGUGUGCGUGAAUGGGGCCUGUCCAGACUACAGGGUUCGCUUCACAUGUCCAGCAAGUUUUUGUGGCACAAAGUGUGUAACCAGCUGGUUUGAUUCUGACAAUCCUAAUACAAAUGGAGGCGAUUCUGAACUCUUGACUACACUUCUCGGUUUGUAUCCUGGGAACAUUUGUCCGAAUCCACUUGGAAUAGAGGCUCAGACCACCUCUGGCCUGUCAGCAUCUCAAACAGGAAACGUCUUUCAAGUAUAUAAUCCAACAUUUGGAUUUUCUUGUGUAAACGCAAACCAACCAGGAGGGAUUUGUGCCGAUUACAAAGUGCGCUUCACCUGCCCAGAGGACUGGUGUUCAAAAUGCAGAACACCCUGGUUUGAUCAAGAUGAUCCCACAGGACCAGGAGACGAUGAGAAACUGCCAUUAAUCCUGAUAGCAUACCCACUACAGGUCUGCGCUCAGCCCAUCGCCAUUGAGGUCACAACCAUUACUGGGACCCCUGUACUGCCGAGUGGAAGCGGUAUUACAGUAUAUGACCCGGUACAAGGCUUUGUGUGCGUGAAUGGGGCCUGUCCAGACUACAGGGUUCGCUUCACAUGUCCAGCAAGUUUUUGUGGUACAAAGUGUGUAACCAGGUGGUUUGAUUCUGACAAUCCUGAUACAAAUGGAGGUGAUUCUGAACUCUUGACUACACUUCUCAGUUUGUAUCCUGGGUACAUUUGUCCGAAUCCACUCGGAAUAGAGGCUCAGACCACCUCUGGCCUGCCAGCGUCUCUAACAGGAAACGUCUUUCAAGUAUAUAAUCCAACAUUUGGAUUUUCUUGUGUAAACGCAAACCAACCAGGAGGGAUUUGUGCCGAUUACAAUGUGCGCUUCACCUGCCCAGAGGACUGGUGUUCAAAAUGCAGGACACCCUGGUUUGACCGAGAUGAUCCCACAGGACCAGGAGACAAUGAGACGCUGCCGUCAAUCCUGAUAGCAUACCCACUACAGGUCUGCGCUCAGCCCAUCGCCAUUGAGGUCACAACCAUUACUGGGACCCCUGUACUGCCGAGUGGAAGCGGUAUUACAGUAUAUGACCCGUUACAAGGCUUUGUGUGUGUGAAUGGGGCCUGUCCAGACUACAGGGUUCGCUUCACAUGUCCAGCAAGCUUUUGUGGCACAAAGUGUGUAACCAGGUGGUUUGAUUCUGACAAUCCUGAUACAAAUGGAGAUGAUUCUGAACUCUUGACUACACUUCUCGGUUUGUAUCCUGGGUACAUUUGUCCGAAUCCACUCGGAAUAGAGGCUCAGACCACCUCUGGCCUGCCAGCAUCUCAAACAGGAAAUUUCUUUCAAGUGAGGAGGGAUUUGUGCCGAUUACAAAGUGCGCUUCACCUGCCCAGAGGACUGGUGUUCAAAUUGCAGGACACCCUGGUUUGACCAAGAUGAUCCCAUAGGACCAGGAGACGAUGAGAAACUGCCGUCAAUCCUGAUAGCAUACCCACUACAAGUCUGCACUCAGCCCAUCGCCAUUGAGGUCACAACCAUUACUGGGACCCCUGUACUGCCGAGUGG
Molecule: messenger RNA, 4051 nt
Organism: Megalobrama amblycephala (Wuchang bream)
Lineage: Eukaryota; Metazoa; Chordata; Actinopteri; Cypriniformes; Xenocyprididae
Gene: muc5.7
Product: mucin-5B
Exons: 27
Coding region: 884-3916 (1010 amino acids)
Source: RefSeq, a predicted model, not a curated record